GGGAGCUGAAGUCCUCCAUUUUGAGCCUGACCCAGCAGCAGCAUUUGACGUUUUGUUGCCUUUAGCUCUUGUUUUGGGCAUGCCCUAGAUUUUUCCAUGCAUGUCCUCCAUUUUGAGCAGGACCAAAAAGCAUGCAUUUAUAUUUAUAUUGCUUUUAGCUUUUAUUUUUAUCAUGUCCUCCAUUUUGAGCAUGACCAAGAAGCAGAGAUUUACAUUUACGUAUAUUGUUUUAGGUAUUAUUUAGUCAUGUCCUAAAUUUUUCCUUGCAUGCCUUCCAUUUUGAGCAGGACCAAGAAGCAUGCAUUUAUAUUUAUAUUGCUUAUAGCUUUUAUUUUUAUCAUGUCCUCCAUUUUUCUUUGCAUGCCCUCCAAGAAGUAGGGAGGAAAGUUUGCAAGACACAGACUCCAGGGUCAAUGGCAGCUUGUGACCCCGGCCAGCUGAGUUUUUCAUGCAGACUGGGCCUAGUGGUCAGAGCCAACCAAGAGGCAGUUGCUCACAAGCUUACAAUAGAGAGAGGUUUGCAAGACACAGAGAGAGAGCUUGUGAACCCAGCCAGCUGAGUUUUUUAAUAUUAUUUUUAGCUAUUAUUUAGUCAUGUUCUACAUUUUUCCUUGUCCUCCACUUUGAGCAUGGCCAAGAAGCAUGUAUUCAUGAAUGUUUUCAGCUUUUUACUUUUUAUUUGUAACAAUCAGAAAAUACAUAUAUUGCAGCGCCCAAUCACCGCAGAAUUGUCCGCAGCGCAGCACUGCUGCCUGAGUUUCAGUUUGUUCUGUGAUUUCAGUGAUUCCUCUGUUUUUGGAGCUAUUGUUCCAAAUGACUGUUCCAACUGGCUACUACUAUCUUAUUUUUAUUUUGUGCCUAUUUUCUUAUUAAUACGCAGCAAUUGCUUGUUUCUCCCCCUGCGUCCAAAGACCAUGGAGAAUCCAGACACCAGGACUGAAGUGGUUCUUCUCGCAUGUGGGUCUUUCAAUCCAAUCACCAACAUGCAUCUUCGACUCUUUGAACUGGCGAGGGAUUCCUUGCAUGAAACAGGGAAGUACAAAGUGGUGAAAGGGAUCAUUUCACCUGUGGCGGAUGCCUAUAAGAAGGAAGGCCUGAUCAGCGCUAGGCACCGGGUGGCCAUGGCAAAGCUUGCAACCAAGAACUGUGACUGGGUGGAUGUGGACGAUUGGGAAAGCAGGCAGAAGAAAUGGCAGGAGACCGUCAAAGUCCUCAGGCAUCACCAGCAAAAGGUGAGGAAUUUGUAUUGCGCUUCAACCAUUGAAGAUGCCACUCCUCAGAAUAAAGUGGGCCAGAAGAGGAAGCGGGAGACAGGAGACCAACCCUCUGUCAGGGGAAACCAGCCACAAACAAAAGCUGUCCCUCAGGUGAAGAUGCUGUGCGGGGCGGAUGUCCUGGAAUCAUUCAGCGUCCCCAAUCUGUGGAAAGCAGAAGACAUCAAAGAAAUCAUAAACAGCUAUGGCCUGGUAUGCGUCACCCAAGCUGGGACGGAUAGGAGGACAUUUAUCUAUAAUUCGGACCUUCUAUGGGGACACAAGGAGAAUAUUCAUCUGGUGGAUGAAUGGAUCGCCAACGAGAUCUCGGCCACCAAGAUCCGGAGAGCCCUGAGGAGGGACCAGAGUGUCAGAUAUCUGAUACCUGAUCCCGUUUUAAAUUACAUCAAGCAAAACAACCUAUACACUGUGGAGAGUGAAGAACAGAAUAAGGGAUCCUAGCUCCUAAAAAAGCCGUGGAUACAGAGGGCUGACUGUACAACUAAAGGAUUAUAAAUGUUGCAUAUUUGAAAUGAGACAAAAAAUUAGGAAGCAUCAAUCCCUCUCUCCAGAAAAGGUGGGGAAGAGGGGACCAAUAGGACCAGUCAGCACUGUUUUUAGCAGAGGUGUCUGAAGGCGAGGAAGGGUACUGUUGCCAAGGGACCAGCAGUGGUCGUGGGUUAGUGUCAGAAAGGGCUUGAAGGCACACAAAUGGGGCAAGUGACACUCUCUCAGCUUCAAGGGAUGCUAGUGGCAACCCCCCUGAAGAAACCUUGCCAAGAAAACCCCAGGAUAGAUUCAGCUUUGGGUUGGAAAGGAUUUGUAGGCACACAACACACACAGAGAGAGUCUUGUUGGCCGUAUAACAACAACCACAACCCCUGAGGAGGCUGAUGGUGAAGUGCCAGGGAGCCCAAGCAGGGCCCAGAAGAGAGCCGAAAAACCUGCGUUGGCAGUGCUCGAGAAGGGGCUAGCUGGAGCAGAAGCAUGACGAAACCGCACUAAGGAAGGCAAUUCUUUUGGAGGCUACAAGGGUAGCCAGGUAAGCAUUGGGGACUUUGGAGGAGGGUCCUCACGUGGCCCUCAGGUCCCUCUAGGCACCCAGAGAUUAGCACUCACUCUCCCCCUCAAAGCGGCCUGGGCCUUAGCAGCCAUUUUGGAGCCCUUCUUCGGAUAAUAAUCAAACAUUGGAAGGCAAUGUUGAGAAUCAAUAACCAAGCAGGAUCUGCCGUGUCUUGUCUUUGCACCUACCUUUGACAAAAUUAUUUGGGGGGGGGGGAGGACUCAGGAUUAGUGAUUAUUUGGCCAGCUGGCACAUUUCUCCGUGUCGAUUGUGUUGUCAAUGAUGACUGUAGCAUGUCGGGUGACCAAUACAAAUACAGGGAAUUGUUAUUAUGGGCCUGUUACAGACAGGCCAAAAUAAAGCUGCUUCGAGUCACUUUAGAGCUUUGGUAUUUCAAUGAUGCA
Molecule: messenger RNA, 2720 nt
Organism: Sceloporus undulatus (fence lizard)
Lineage: Eukaryota; Metazoa; Chordata; Lepidosauria; Squamata; Phrynosomatidae
Product: nicotinamide/nicotinic acid mononucleotide adenylyltransferase 1-like
Exons: 4
Coding region: 630-1715 (361 amino acids)
Biological process (GO): NAD+ biosynthetic process
Molecular function (GO): nicotinate-nucleotide adenylyltransferase activity; nicotinamide-nucleotide adenylyltransferase activity
Source: RefSeq, a predicted model, not a curated record